AUGGGAGACGUGGGCUACAAGUCGUACGUGAGGGGCUGCGCCAUUCACCACACGUUUAACCGAGCCGUGACCAUCCACAACACGCACCGGCUGCUGGUGGAGCACAACGUCAUCUACGACAUCAUGGGCGGCGCCUUCUUCAUCGAAGACGGCAUCGAGACCCAGAACAUCCUGCAGUACAACCUGGCCGUGUUUGUCAAGCAGAGCACCAGCCUGUUGAACGAUGACGUCACGCCCGCCGCCUACUGGGUCACCAACCCCAACAACAUCAUCCGCCACAACGCCGCCGCCGGAGGGACACAUUUCGGUUUCUGGUACCGGAUGCACCAGCACCCGGAUGGCCCGUCCUACGACCCGAACAUCUGUCAGAAGAAAGUUCCACUGGGGGAGUUCUUCAACAACACGGCCCACUCCCAAGGCUGGUUCGCUCUGUGGAUCUUCCAGGACUACUUCCCGGUGAAGGAGGGCAAGUGUGGCUCGAAACAACCAGAACCCGCCGUCUUCAACAAACUCACGGCCUGGAACUGUGAGAAAGGAGCAGAGUGGGUCAACGUGGGCGCGGUCCACUUUAACAACUUCCUCAUGGUCAACAACGAGAAGGCGGGAACCGAGCACAAGCGAAUCCUCAUCAACUACAUCGAUUCUUUCAGCCCAGAAGGCGGGGCCGUGGUGUCGAACAGUGUGAUCGUGGGCCGUGUGGAUGAACUGGGCCUGGACCUCUGCACCUUCAGAGGCAUCAUCGCGCCGCUGGACGACGGCCUCAGCGUUAUCAACACCACAUUCAUCAACUUUGACCGAAGCGGCUGCGCGGCCAUCGGCGUGGCCAGGAUAGACGGGACGUGUAUCGACAAAUGUGGAGGGUGGGCCGUGAGGUUCUCCCACAUCACGUACCACAACACGCCAAACAAAGCCGGGUUCAGGUGGGAGCACGAGGUGCAGCUGCUGGACAUGGACGGGACUCUGACAGGACAUAAAAACUACAAAGUGGUUCCAACGUCGGGUCUGCUGGACCCGGCCCACUGCUCCCAGAGCCCGGACUGGAGCGUGGCCUUUAACGGCUCCGUCUGUGACGACUCUGUCAACUUCCACCGUUUGGCUUUUAACAAUCCUCUGCCGUCGUCUAUCGCCGGACACGACACGCUGCUCAGCAACCAGUUUGGAGGGAGCUCCGUCCCGUACAUGAAGAAGAGGAUGACCCACAAACUGGGCUGGAUGGCUCUGUUACCCUCAGACAUGACCUACAUGUGGAGCUUUGAUGAUGCAGAACACAUUACUAACAUCUCCUACACCGCCACCUUCUACGGAUUCAAGCCGUCUGAGUUUGUGAUCAUCGGCCACAACUUCACCCAAAGUCCAGACCGGUUCCACGUCGUGGACAACAGGAACGGCUCCGCGGCGCCUCUGAGCUUCAGCCAGAACCAGAACGGGGACUGGUACUUCCACGAGGAGGACAACAGUCUGUACUACAUGGCUGUGACAGAGGAAAUACUCAGACGACCCAAAACCAACGAUAAAACCAACGAUAAAACCAACGAUAAAACCAACGAUAAAACCAACGAUAAAACCAACGAUAAAACCAACGAUAAAACCAACGAUAAAACCAACGAUAAAACCAAACUAUUGUCUGGUAAAACGAGUGAGCCCAGGUCCAAAGGCAGCGCUGACCCGUCUCUCUCUGAUGUGGACGUCCAGCUGAAGGUCUACAGAUGCUUUUACCCACAGUGCAUUGCGCCCACACCCCCCCCUCCAGCCACCCUGCCCCCCCUGCCCAACAAGAGGCCCGACAACUUCAUUCGAUGGUCUGAUGCGUCUUUUUGGACCUCUUCGUCUGAUAAUAACAACACAGUCCCAGCAGAGGGCGCUGAUGUGGUCAUCCCAACAGCUUCUUCCCUCCCUGCAGGUCAGUGGGUGGUUUUGGACGACAGCACUCCUGCUCUGAACAGACUCACGGUGAACGGAGUCUUGGAAAUCCCCGAUGACUUGAGCUCAAACAGCAGCAGCAGAAGAAGAAGAUCCACAGACGGUCCCGUGGUCAUCGAGGCCACACACAUCAUGAUCCAGGGGGGCCGGCUGGUCGCUGGGUCUCCACAGGCUCCAUUUGAAGGAGAGCUGCACCUCAGACUGAGAGGGAACCACCUCACCCCAGACUGGCCUCUGCCUGAAGGACCCAACCUGGGAUCCAAAGCCCUGGGUGUGUUUGGGAUUCUGGAGCUCUACGGGAAACCAUCAGAGGUCUACCACACCAAACUGUCUGCUUCCUCUGCCGCUGGAACCAACACUCUGGCUCUGGCCACGGCUGUGGACUGGAAGGUCGGUGAUGAAGUGGCCAUCUCCACCACCAGCUACGACGCCUGGGAGACGGAAAAACACGUGAUCUCUGCCGUGUCCCAGGACGGACUGAUGCUGACUCUGGACACGCCUCUCGCUCACACACACAUCGCUGAAACCCACGCCGUCGCUGGUACGGCUCACAGCUACACGCUCGCCGCUGACGUGGCUCUUCUGAGCAGGAAUAUUAAGAUCAUCGGAGCCGAGUACGAGGAGAUGGAGAAGGAGUCGUUUGGAGCCCGGGUUCUGGUGGGAACCUUCUCCUUUGGGGGAAUAGACUACAAAGGAAAGGCUCAGAUCAGAAAUGUGGAGUUCUACCACAGCGGUCAGGAGGGCUGGUCUGACGACUACGACCCGCGCUACUCCGUGGCCUUCCUCAACCUGGAACAGGUGCAGGACACGUACCUUCAGGGCUGCUCUUUCCACGACGGUUUCUCUCCAGCGAUCGGAGUGUUCAACACAGAAGGUCUUUGGAUCGAGGACAACGUGAUCCACCACACUGUGGGAGAAGGGAUCAGGGUUUGGGGCCACAACACCACACUGAAGAGGAACCUGGUGAUGAUGACGCUUUGGCCCGGAUCGUACCAGGACCGAGAGGAAGACUUUAACUAUGAGUGGAACGCUGCUAUAGAGGUGAACAGGGCGACUUCUGUGGUUUUGCGGGACAACAUCGUGGCGGGUUAUGAGCGGGUGGCGUUCCGCAUUGAUGGGGAACCGUGUCCAGGAACUCCCAACGACAGUGAGAUGUGGCGGCGGAACGAGGCGCACGGCGGUCUGCUCGGCGUGUAUCUGAACGAAGAUGGCCUCCCUGAAUGUUCGCUGAUUCAGGACUUUUUUGUUUGGAAAAGCUACGACUACGGGAUCUACUUCCAGGUGACCCAGAGCAUGGUCAUCUCCAACGUGACGCUGGUGGACAACGGUCUGGGCGUGUUGUCGCUCAUCUACACACCCGCAUCCAUCACCCACAAGUAUUCUGACAAAAGAGUGACCAUAGAGUCGUCUCUGGUCGUGGGCAGCAGCCCAAACUUCAACUGUUCACAAACUCUUCCCACCGGAGACUUCAAUGUCAUCAACUCUGCCACACACCGCAUCGGCCGACACAAAACAGAGGACUGGGAGACACUGGACUGGGAGACACUGGACUGGGAGACACAGGACGGGGAGACACUGGACUGGGAGACACUGCACUGGGAGACCCAGGACUGGCAGACACAGGCCUGGGAGACACUGGACUGGGAGACACAGGACUGGGAGACACUGGACUGGAAGACACUGGACUGGGAGACACUGGACUGGGAGACACUGGACUGGGAGACACAGGACUGGGAGACACAGGACUGGGAGACACUGGACUGGGAGACACAGGACUGGGAGACACAGGACUGGGAGACACUGGACUGGAAGACACAGGACUGGGAGACACAGGACUGGGAGACACAGGACUGGGAGACACAGGACUGGGAUACACUGGACUGGGAGACGCUCUGCCAGUGCAUGUUUGCAGUGAGCAGAGAGGAAGUUACCUCCUUGUACACAAUGUAA
Knipowitschia caucasica is the source of this 3870-nucleotide messenger RNA. NCBI's taxonomy places the organism in Eukaryota, Metazoa, Chordata, Actinopteri, Gobiiformes, Gobiidae. The record is from the annotation of a GenBank genome assembly.